AUGGAUCAGCUAAGGGAAGUUGAAUAUGAAGCAAAAGCUCUUCCUACAAUGACACAAAAAAGGGUUUUGACCGACGAAAAUUGUAUUCGUGCCAUCAAUGACCUAUCUGGGGACGGAAAUAUUGAGAGUAUGCUUUCAGUUGAAAUGGAUUGCUUAAAGUUAGAAGAUGUUUUGCUGGCACUAGCCAACAACGUGGUUUAAAUUUAAUUUGACAAUCCAUCCCCCGGUAUGCUUCCCCUUUUUAGUUGGAUGUGCUAAUACGGCUUAAAGGAAGUUUCAUUAUUUUCAUUUCUUAUUUUGAAUCAAUAACACCAAAAGUUUUACCAUCUGCCUUCUUGCAGUUCCGAAACUGUAGUAAAUACGUCUAAUAAGGGAGGAGGGAGUCGUUCCCUCCCAACCCACCGAACCCAAUGAACCCACUGCCACAUCAGCUUUUUUCUUUGAUUUUUCUUCAUCUUUCCCAACCCACAACACACGGAAAUCCUAUCUUUCUCAACCCACUCAACCCACUCAAUUAAAAAAAAUACAAAAUAAUCAAGGUAAAAUCUUAAUUAGCAAUAGAGUUAUCGCCAGUACCACUCUCUCUUUAGCCGGUUGUUUAAUUGGUUUCACGAACCCACUUCAUCCUCUCUCUCUCUACUUUCUCUCUCUCAUUUUCUCUUGUACCGUGUGUUUUAAGAUUUGUACCUUAGUUGUUUAGUAUUUUUUUUAAUUUGAGUGGGUUGAGAAAGAUAGGAUUUCCGUAUGUUGUGGGUUGGGAAAGAUAAGAAAAAUCAAAGAGAAAAGCUGAUGUGGCAGUGGGUUCGGUGGGUUCCCCUCCUCCCCAAGGACCAAAAUUGAAAUGUGAUUGCUUUAUAUUGAUAAAAAUCAUCUGAACUCCAAAAUUGCAAUAUGGUGUGGUUGUUUCCGCAUGGGCGUUUUUCAUGGAUGUCGAGUUGAACGGCUGAUAGGAGACCUGGAAAUUGGUUGUAUUUCUAACCUUAAUGGACUCCUUUUCCAAGGACAUGCUUGAUGGGAUUUCACUAUUGGGUAGGAAGGCAAUUGCACCUUAGCCCAUGGACUGCACAACAAGCACAGGAUCAAGGAUUCUCUUCUCUAUACGAGUCACCCUAACUUGGUUUUCACCCUUUCACUUAUUUAAAGAAGGUUUUAUACCUAGCCGAAAUUGUUGCUCUUAGCUGGCUUGGACCAUAAGAAAUUUGGCU
Molecule: messenger RNA, 1205 nt
Organism: Lactuca virosa
Lineage: Eukaryota; Viridiplantae; Streptophyta; Magnoliopsida; Asterales; Asteraceae
Source: the annotation of a GenBank genome assembly